This is a messenger RNA of Aureobasidium melanogenum CBS 110374, 987 nucleotides long. RefSeq lists its product as uncharacterized. The coding region runs from base 1 to 987 and encodes 328 amino acids. NCBI's taxonomy places the organism in Eukaryota, Fungi, Ascomycota, Dothideomycetes, Dothideales, Saccotheciaceae. The record is from RefSeq and is a predicted model, not a curated record. The transcript has a single exon. Gene Ontology annotation, molecular function: protein binding.
AUGCGGCAGCUCUUCCUCGACAACUUCAGCCAACAGUUGGAGUGCCUCGAGCAGACUACUCCUCGAAUCACUACCUUCUUCAACCAAAACAUCGAGUCCAAUAUGUCCAGUCCUACCUCAGCCGACAGCGACACAUUCGGUUGGUACGAUACCACCAAGACGUACUGCAUCAUUGGCGUCGAGUCAAGUGAUACCGGCAUACUAGAGCGCCCCGAAAAUGAACGUUUCCUUUGCCAAAUCCAACCCAUGGCUGGCCUGGGAGAUGGCUACGACGAAGAUGACGACACCCAAGCUGGAUUGUCAUUGACAUUCAGCAUUGACUCGUUCACCGAUGUCACCGAGGGACACAAGUUCGGACGAGAUCCAGAGAAGUGUGACGUUGUCCUGGGGAAAGAGAACGAGGAUAACAUCGAUGGGGCGCACUUCAGAGUGCAGUUGGACUACACGCAGCAGGUCCCGGAAUUGGACAUAUACAAUUGCAGUCCAAGAGGGAUUGAAGUCGACGACAAACUACUUUCUGGAAUAGGGCAGCGUAUACGGAUAUAUCAGGGCGAGGCUGUCACUGUCACAGUCGGAGAUGUGUCCCUCAUGCUUAUGUUCCCUGUUCUGGAUUUCAGCAACCGCAAACUGCAAUCAAGAUGGGCAGAGUUGAGAACAACAGCAUGGUCUCUGCUUCAGCCUUCUGUACGGCAAGCACUUGUCCCUCAGGACGCGCGUCAAAGAUACCUCGACGCAGAAGAAGAUUGUAUCUGGCAAGAAGCACGGCCCUUCCGGUCCGAGACUGGCAGCAUGACAGUAACGCUCGCCAAAGGCAAGCAAAAGCAAAAGACCGGCUUCCCUGUCGUUCUGAAGAAGCUACGGGACAGGAAGGGCGAUGCCAGAGAAGAGCGUAUCAACAUGGGCGAGACAGCCGCCAUGACCCGAGUACGGCACGAAAACGUCGUCUCUGCCUUUCGCGAACAGUGGCCUCAAGGCAAUUCAUGCUGA